This is a messenger RNA of Python bivittatus (Burmese python), 2449 nucleotides long. Lineage: Eukaryota; Metazoa; Chordata; Lepidosauria; Squamata; Pythonidae. The record is from RefSeq and is a predicted model, not a curated record.
AAAGAAGCAAGCUUUUAGAACAUGAGAAUAUCUUCUUGAGAGAACAUAUGCUACAGAUUGUAGAUAAGAACUCAAAGCUGGAAGAUCAGAUCUCUGACCUUUAUAAGAACCUGGAAUAUAAAGAGAUAAAAAUCUUGCAACUGUCAGAUAUGAUUAAAAACUGUGAGAGAGAAUUCAGACAGUUUUCACAGCUAUUUUGCAAGAAUAGCAGCCUGCUGGCAAGCACUCAGACUUUGGCCAUUCACAUUGAUAAAAAUACCUGCCUGGAAACACAAGUAAGACAGCUGGUACAAAAGGCGAAUCAGCAGCAAAGUAAACUGGAUCUGAGAACACUACUGGACACCAUUGAUAACCUAAAGCAGAAAGUUGCUUUUCUGGAAUCAUAUGAUCAACGUCUAGUUGUUCUUGAAGACUUGGCCACCCAACAUGAUGCUCUCUUCAGAAUGCACAGGGCACAACUUAACAAAAACGAAGAACGGUUCAAGAUUUUGGAAGGAGCAAGUUACAAUGGAAAACUGAUCUGGAAAAUUAUGGACUACAAGAUUAAGAAGAAAGAGGCUAUAGAAGGGCACAGCCUCUCCAUAUUUAGCCAACCUUUUUAUACCAGUCGCUGUGGAUAUAGGUUGUCUGCCAGAGCAUAUCUAAAUGGAGAUGGCUUAGGACGGGGAACUCAUGUUUCAUUGUAUUUUGUAGUGAUGAGAGGAGAAUUUGAUUCAUUAUUACCAUGGCCUUUCAAGCAAAAGGUUACACUUAUGCUUCUGGACCAAAGUGGGAAAAAAAACCAUAUAUGUGAAACUUUCAAAGCCGAUCCUAACAGCAGCAGCUUCAAAAGGCCAGAAGGAGAGAUGAACGUUGCUUCUGGGAGUCCUCGGUUUGUUGCACACUCUGUGUUGGAAAAUGCAAAGAACACCUACAUCAAAGACGAUACGCUCUUUCUGAAAGUAAUGGUAGAUUUAACUGAUCUUGAAGAAUUAUGAGAAUACCAGUUAUAAAACAUUAGAAUUAACACUUUUAUGAUCUCUGGAUUCUUUCAGACCUGUGAAAGCUGCUUUGCAGUCUACCAACAUUUUUUUAUACAAUUUGAAAGACAGUUCUAUUUUUGUACUUUUUCAAUGUUGUAUUAAUAAAACAUGUUAAGGCUCAGAGUGAAUUAUAAAUGUCUAGCAAAAUUUGAUAUUGUGAUUAUUUUUUGUAUAUUUGAAAAUUCUGAACUGAAUUACUAUUUCUAGGUGCUUCUGGAGUAGGAUGCUAUGGAACCUAAACCCACUGGUUCCAUAUCCUUUAUUACUGUUUGAGUUUAAUAACUCAGAAAGCUUUCGUUGAUUGAUUGAUUAUGUGGCAUCAAGUCAGUGUUGAUUCUUAGGGACCACAUACAUAGACCUUCUCUAGGGCAAUCGGUGCCCAACCUGGUUCUUCAGGUCUCCCAAUGAUGCACCCAUUGCUGCUGUAAUUGAGGCCACCCAGCUUGCUGGCGAUUGUCCUCUUUUCUUCCACUUUUCCAAGCAUUAUGGACUUCUCAAGGAAGCUGGAUCUUCAUAUAUGGUCCAAAAUGCAGUAUUUUGAGCCUGGUGAUUUGUCCCUUUAGUGAGAACUCUGGGUUGAUUUGGUCUAUGAUCCAUUUGUUAGCUUUCUUGACUAUUUGUGAUAUUUUCAGGAGUCUUCUCCAACACCAAAGUUCAAAGUGUUAAUAUUCUAUCUGGUGUCUUCAAAGUCCAACUUUCGCUUCCAUUGACUGUUACAGGGAAAACCACUGUCUGCAUGAUUCUGAUCUUUGUCAAUUCUAAGACUGGUUGCUCUACCUAUUGUCAUCAAUUUGGUCGUCUUUAUAUUUAAUCUUAGUCCAUUUUUUUCACUGUACUUCUUGACUUUAAUUACUAGAGCUUGCAGAUAACUUGCAUGUUCAGGUACCAGAGUAAUGUCAUCGGCAUAGUGCAAGUUAUGAACAUUUCUUCCUCCACCUUUAAAAUCAUGUCUUUUUCCAAUCCAGUGCCCUGCAAUAUAUAAUCAGCAUAUAGGUUGAAUAAAUAAGGAGCCUCGUCUCACUCCUUUGCCAACCUGGAGCCAGUCUGUUUCACCAUGUUCCAUCCACACUGUAGCUUCUUGUCCUGUAUAAAGGUUUCCCAAUGAGAUGUACUGGUUGACACAAUGAAAGGCCUUUUAAUAAUCAAUGAAGCACAUAUUCACUUCUUUUUGGUGUUCUUUGGUCUUAAUUAUCCAAGGUGCAUCAGCAAUAAUGUCUCUUGUUCCUCACCCUUUUGUAAAGCCAGGUUGAACAUCUGGUAUUUCCCUUUCCAUGUAGAGCUCUGAGUUGGAUGACCCUAUGCAUUAUUUUGCUAGCAUGUGAAAUUCAGGUUAUUGUGCAAUAGAUUACAUACUCUGUUAAGUCUCCCUUCUAUAUACUCUGUUAAGUCUCCAUUCUUUGGUAUUGGUAUGUAGACUGACCUCUUCC